AUGAAGGUGUCGCUGGGGCUGGCAUCUGCCAAGACGCCCUGGGCGAACCCCGCGUUUAUCGUAUCUGGCAGACGAGGCUACGGGAAGCCAACACAACCGCGACAAGCAGUCGGAGCAGGCUCGCCACAUGCUGCUAUUCCAGAGACAAGCAGCAUUGAGCUCAAGAGCCCUCCAGCACGGAAAUCCGUCCCCGGCGCGCCUUUAUCCAUCUUAUCUACGGGAACCCUUCUAAGAUCGUUACUCAUCACCACCGUCUCGUCAAACCGCUUCCUUCUCAUCCCCUCACUCUACGCACUAUCCUUCCUCUCCAAGUCGAGCGGAAGCUUCCUUCUAGACGUUGAUCGCAACCCAGUACUACACGCCAUCCUCAAGAAGACAUUCUACGACCAGUUCUGCGCCGGAGAGACCCCUGAACAGACGAAAGCAUGUGUUGACCGGCUCAAGGCCUUGGGCUUUAAGGGCGUCAUCCUUACCUACGCCAAGGAGACUGUAUUCGACCACUUGACUCAGUCUGCUCACGAGACUGGAAAGACUGCUGCUGCAUCGGGUAUUGCUGGCGUCGAUUCUGAGAUCGAGUCCUGGAGAUGCGGCACCUUGGAGACUGCUGCCCAGGUUGGCGAGGGUGACAUCCUCGCCAUCAAGUUGACCGGAGCUGGCCGCGAAGUCACAAAAGCCUUUGCCGAAGACAAGUUCCCCCCGAAACAGAUGCUCGACGCCCUCGAUGAGAUCGCCACAACAUGCAAACAGCGCGGAAUUAGAAUCAUCGUCGACGCAGAGUCCACGCACUUCCAGAAGGCCAUCGACCGCGUCACCCUCGAGCUCAUGCGCAAGUUCAACGGAGACGGAUAUGCUGCCAUCUACAAUACGUACCAGGCAUAUCUCAAGAGCACCACGGACAACGUUAUCAACCACCUCUCGGAAGCCAGCAAGGACGGGUUCACCCUGGGCCUCAAGGUCGUCAGGGGCGCGUACAUCCUCUCCGACAACCGCUCGCGCAUCCAUGACACGAAGCAGGACACGGAUAAUGCGUACAACUACAUCUCCCAGGGUGCCGUCAAGAGACACAUUGGAGACUUUGGCGGAUCCAAGCCAUUCCCCUCUGUGGACUUGUUGUUGGCUAGUCACAACAGGGAGAGUGUCUUUGCUGCGCUGAAGUUGCACCAGCAGCGCGUCAAGGAGGGCAAGCCGACUGUGCCCAUUGCGUUUGGACAGCUGCAUGGCAUGUCUGACGAGGUCAGCUUCUCGCUUCUGCAGGAGAAGAACGAGGGUUUCGGGGGGCCGGACGUGUUCAAGUGUUCUACGUGGGGCAGCAUGGGCGAGUGUUUGGCGUAUUUGCUCCGCCGGGCAGUGGAGAACAGGGACGCGGUGUUGAGGACGACGGAUGAGCAUACUGCUGUGAAGAACGAGUGUUGGAGGAGGCUGAAGUCGGCCUUCGCGGUUGCGAACUGA
Colletotrichum chrysophilum is the source of this 1449-nucleotide messenger RNA. RefSeq lists its product as uncharacterized. The record is from RefSeq and is a predicted model, not a curated record. Gene Ontology annotation, molecular function: FAD binding; proline dehydrogenase activity. The coding region runs from base 1 to 1449 and encodes 482 amino acids. Gene Ontology annotation, cellular component: mitochondrion. The transcript has a single exon. Lineage: Eukaryota; Fungi; Ascomycota; Sordariomycetes; Glomerellales; Glomerellaceae.